UUCGCGCCUCUUCGGCAACAAUCGGCACCGGUCGAUAGUGUUCUUUGCGAGAUGCGAGUUCUUUGGUUAUUUUACUCAAAGUGAUUUUAGUCUUUUCUUUAUGAGACUUUAUUUAAACUUUAGUUGAUAAUAAAAGCCAUGGAACUGGAAUAGAAGAAAUUGUUUUUUUAUUUAAAAUAAAAAUCUUCUAUCAAAAAUGAUAGGGGGUUUAUUUGUCUAUAAUCACAAGGGAGAAGUUCUCAUCUCCCGAGUGUAUCGUGAUGACAUUGGACGUAAUGCAGUUGAUGCUUUUCGUGUAAAUGUCAUUCAUGCACGUCAACAAGUUCGUUCACCGGUGACAAAUAUUGCCAGAACAUCAUUUUUCCAUAUAAAACGUGCGAAUAUUUGGUUGGCCGCUGUAACGAAACAAAAUGUCAACGCUGCAAUGGUUUUUGAAUUUCUACUCAAAAUUAUUGAAGUAAUGCAAUCAUAUUUUGGCAAAAUAUCAGAGGAGAACAUUAAGAAUAAUUUUGUUCUCAUCUAUGAAUUACUUGAUGAAAUUUUGGACUUUGGCUAUCCGCAAAAUUGCGAUACUGGUGUAUUGAAGACUUUCAUAACCCAGCAGGGAGUUAAAUCAGCGACAAAGGAAGAACAAGCUCAAAUAACGUCGCAAGUCACUGGACAAAUUGGAUGGAGACGAGAGGGAAUUAAAUAUCGUAGAAAUGAGCUUUUCUUAGAUGUAUUGGAGUACGUGAAUCUCUUGAUGAGUCCUCAAGGCCAAGUUUUGAGUGCUCAUGUCGCUGGAAAGGUUGUAAUGAAAUCGUAUCUUUCCGGCAUGCCUGAGUGUAAAUUUGGGAUCAACGAUAAAAUAGUGAUGGACACCAAGGGAAUGAAGGGAGUGGGUGGAAUUUGCUGUGGCAAUGAAGAAGCCUCCAGUUCUCGCUCUGGUAAACCAGUUGUCGUAAUAGACGAUUGUCAGUUCCACCAAUGCGUCAAAUUGUCAAAAUUCGAGACCGAACAUUCCAUUAGCUUUAUUCCUCCCGAUGGAGAAUUUGAAUUGAUGAGAUAUCGCACAACGAAAGAUAUUUCACUGCCAUUCCGCGUGAUUCCCUUGGUACGUGAGGUGGGUCGCACCAAAAUGGAAGUGAAGGCAGUUUUGAAAUCGAAUUUCAAGCCAUCAUUGCUCGGACAAAAAAUUGAGGUUCGAAUUCCAACUCCAUUGAAUACAGCAGGUGUGCAAUUAAUUUGCAUGAAGGGAAAAGCGAAAUAUAAGGCCUCAGAGAAUGCCAUUGUCUGGAAAAUUAAGAGAAUUGCCGGCAUGAAGGAAACACAACUGUCGGCUGAAAUUGAUUUACUCGAGACGGAUACGAAGCGAAAGUGGACACGUCCGCCAAUUUCCAUGAAUUUCGAAGUUCCAUUCGCACCUUCUGGAUUCAAAGUACGUUACCUGAAGGUAUUCGAGUCGAAACUCAAUUAUUCCGAUCACGAUGUCAUUAAAUGGGUACGAUACAUUGGACGAAGUGGUCUUUACGAAACUCGCUGCUAAUAAUACUCCAGAUUGAAUAUGAAAAAAAAACAAAAAAAACAAAAAAAAACCCAGAAACUACUCUAUAAAUAAUUAUUAAAUUGCACAUAUUAAUGGUGAAAAUAAUGGGUUCGAGACAAUUUUUCUGUCUUCUAAUAAGUUCAAGACAAGCAUACUUUAAUUAUUUGUGAGCUUUUACAGCCAUCGAUUAUUAAAAACUAUAAAAGAAUUAUUUGAAUGAAUGUAUAUGAAAUGAUGAGACUAUUCGUUAGUUUUUGAACUUGGUAUUUAUAUAUAUGUUCCAUGUUCGAAGAAGCAAGAAUAUCAAGUAGACAGAAUAUCUGAAUUUACAAAUCAUGAUUGAUAAACAAAAUAUAUAUGUAUAUUAUAUAUUUAGAAGGAUAUAUGUAUAAUAUUAAAAUUACCUUCACUAAUGAAAUUAAGUAUUUCAAAUUAUAUAAAAAAGAUUAUUUAUCAUCUUUCACAGGAAUUAGUGUGCUUGACCAUGACAAUAUUUUUUAGUAUCUAUUCUUUUUACAAAUUUUUAUUUUAUAGCUUCUUAUAGUGAAAUUAAUUCGAGGAAAAAUAAUUGUACUGUUUAAAUAGACAAUUGGUUUUAUUAUGUAUGAAAAACAAAAUUGUAAGUAUAAACGAUUUCAUGUGUUCAGUGAAUUAAAUAAAAUGGCUGGAGUUGAUCUUAAA
Leptopilina heterotoma is the source of this 2206-nucleotide messenger RNA. It is a transcript of the gene AP-2mu, whose product is annotated as AP-2 complex subunit mu. The transcript has 5 exons. Bases 197 to 1525 code for a protein of 442 amino acids. NCBI's taxonomy places the organism in Eukaryota, Metazoa, Arthropoda, Insecta, Hymenoptera, Figitidae. The record is from RefSeq and is a predicted model, not a curated record. Gene Ontology annotation, biological process: intracellular protein transport; clathrin-dependent endocytosis. Gene Ontology annotation, molecular function: clathrin-cargo adaptor activity. Gene Ontology annotation, cellular component: AP-2 adaptor complex; cytoplasmic vesicle.